AUUUCUGUUUAUGUGUUUUCCCGCCCCGUGCGUCAUUUUGCUACUCUGAUGGAUUUUACAAAGCAAUGGACGUAUACAUCAGCUCCUGGAGACUGUGAUGAAGGGGAUUCGGUCAGUUCGGAAACGGAAAUCAGUUGACAGAUAUGGUGAGGCACAGCGUGAUGACAGAGGUCCAAACCUUCCAGCAUUCACUCCAGGGCAGCUCCCUGGCUGUGGGCCAAGUAGGCCAAAGCAGAGUGCAGAUGCAAGACAAUGGGGUCAUUUCAGAUGGACAGCAGUUGCUGCCACUCGUCCCUACAGAAGUUGAGAAAAGCCAGCCUGUUAACAUCCCGGAUGCUGCAAAGAAAAAGAAGAAGAAACGAACCAGAGCCACUGAUAGCUCCACAGGCACUUUUGAUGAUCUCUAUAAGCUGACUGGCGAGGUUCUUGGUCAGGGGGCUUAUGCUAAAGUCCAAGGGUGUGUCAGUCUCCAGAAUGGAAAUGAAUUUGCUGUUAAGAUCAUUGAGAAGAGCGCUGGACACAGCCGGAGCCGAGUGUUUCGGGAAGUAGAGACGCUAUACCAGUGUCAAGGAAACAAGAACAUUUUGGAAUUGAUCCAGUUCUUUGAGGACAACUCCUGCUUUUAUUUGGUUUUUGAAAAAUUGCGUGGAGGAUCCAUUUUGACGCACAUCCAAAACCGAAAGCACUUUGAUGAGCUGGAGGCCAGUAAAGUGGUGAGGGACAUUGCACAAGCGCUUCACUUUUUACACACAAAAGGUAUUGCCCAUAGAGACUUAAAGCUGGAGAACAUCCUCUGUGAAUACACAGACAGAGUGUCGCCGGUGAAGAUUUGUGAUUUUGACCUGGGAAGUGGAGUGAAACUCAGCAGCGCCUGCACUCCCAUUACAACGCCUGAGCUCACCACACCGUGUGGCUCAGCCGAGUACAUGGCUCCAGAAGUGGUGGAAGUCUUCACCGACGAGGCGUCCUUCUAUGAUAAGCGCUGUGACCUGUGGAGUCUGGGGGUCAUUCUCUACAUUCUGCUGAGUGGGAGUCCCCCUUUUACAGGACACUGUGGCACCGACUGUGGCUGGGACCGUGGAGAAACAUGUAGAACCUGCCAGAGUCAGUUGUUUGAGAGCAUUCAACAGGGCAAGUACGAGUUCCCAGAGAAGGACUGGGCUCACAUCACAGAUGCCGCCAAGGACCUCAUCACCAAGCUGCUGGUCAGAGAUGCUACUCUGCGCUACAGUGCUGCUCAGGUCCUCAAGCACCCAUGGGUGCAGGGGAACGCUCCAGAGAGAGGUCUUCCAACUCCUCAUGUUCUGCAGAGGAACAGCAGCACCAAAGAUCUGAGCCAGUUUGCAGCUGAAGCCAUCGCAUUUAACCGGCAGCUAUCGCAGCACGACGAGCAGCAGGAGGAUGUCGGAGCUGACGUCUGCUCCAUGAGACUUUCUCCGCCUUCCAACUCCAGACUCGCUCGCAGGCGAGCCCAGUCCAAUGCCAUGCGUUCCCAGGACUUUAGCGCUUCAGCUGACGACAUGGCAGCCUGAAAGCAUCCCUCCUCACGGGUUUGUCUUGACCUCCUGAGGGCUUUUGUUUUACAAAUGAUCUUAACGUUAUCUGUUCCUGGUGUUUCCUUGUAGCCAGUCUUAUCACCACGGGAAGAACUGGCCUUGGCUCGUGUCCUGCGGUUUGUUCAGGAAUGUAUUUGCACACUCUGGAAUUUAAAAGGACUUUUAUUUGCCAGUAAUGACAUCGUUUCAGCGUUCUCUCUUACAUAUCAGAACAAACAUUUAUUGAGUUUAAUUUGGCACAUUCUAGCAGAUGACGCUGACCCUCGUCCGUGUUGACUUUUUUUUCCAACUGUGAAUCGAUUAUUUUAAUAGCUGGAAAACAUUUGAAUAGAUUAGAUUUUUAUUUUUCCAACAAACUGUUUUUAAAAUAUAACUCAGUUGUAUUUUAUGUUUUAGAAAGGUUCGAGAAGGUGUAAGGGACAGAUUCUUAAUUCAACAUCAACACUUCCUCCUCAGCUACUUAAACAAGUGUAUUCCGUUAAGCACAUUGUUCAUAACACACUUAAAAUGCUGGUUUAGAUCCAUCAAAUAUUAUUUUUCCAUAUGUUUUGAUGUGGUCUCAGUGGGUCAGAUGAUGGCACUUGGGUCGUACAUUUUUAUUUCAUGUUCUGGUCUGUACACACUGCCAUUUGUUCAUAUUUGAGAAUACCUCUGAGUUUUUUGAGUGACAUGAAAAGUUUUUUUUUUUAAGCUGAUGGAUGGUUGGAUGGAUAACAAUGGUGGUGCAACAGAAAAUGUGAAAUUUUACCCAAUAAUAUUUAUUUUUAUACAAGCGUAGACAGAGUUGUGGAUGUUAAAAGGGAAUGAUGGCUAUGAUUUUGUUUUCUUUUUUUGCUGAUGGUGAAUUAAGCCAACUAUUUGAUGAACAGUAUGUAUUUUUGAGUGUUUGUUUACAGGGUGUGAGGAGUCAGUGUUAUUCCCGCAGUUAAUCACUUAUCACUAACUCUUAACCCCUGCUAAUGUGUGCACCACACGUCACUUGAAUUAGCGCCGUUGCCGUGGACACCGCAUCUCUAUAGCAACAAAGGGUCUUCUUGGGAUGACAGCGAGUUACCCAGAAUGAAAACCCACAUUAGGGCGCGACCACUUGCUACAUUAAAGCCCUCAUCCUCAUUAUGAAUCAUAAAGGACGUGCUUGUUUACACCAUUAACUUUAAUGGUUUCUGAGGUGAGGUGGUUACAGGCGAGAGAUGAAACCGCUGUCAAAUUUAUCACUCUAAUGCUGAG
Synchiropus splendidus (mandarinfish) is the source of this 2783-nucleotide messenger RNA. RefSeq names its product MAPK interacting serine/threonine kinase 1 (gene mknk1). The transcript has 14 exons. Gene Ontology annotation, biological process: intracellular signal transduction; protein autophosphorylation; peptidyl-serine phosphorylation. Gene Ontology annotation, cellular component: nucleus; cytoplasm. NCBI's taxonomy places the organism in Eukaryota, Metazoa, Chordata, Actinopteri, Syngnathiformes, Callionymidae. The record is from RefSeq and is a predicted model, not a curated record. Bases 144 to 1532 code for a protein of 462 amino acids. Gene Ontology annotation, molecular function: calcium/calmodulin-dependent protein kinase activity; ATP binding; calcium-dependent protein serine/threonine kinase activity.